AGUGCCUGGCUUCUCUAGCUGUCGUCGAAUCCCCUCCUCCAACGCUGUUUCUCUCACACCAAUGCACGAUUUUACUCGAUUUCUUUUGUCACUCAACCAAGCACGUAUUGCUGUCUCUUGUCCAUCAGUUGAAGAGCUUUGCGGCUCCAUUGUUGAAGACCCUGAGCCUCCAUUAUCACUGGGUGAAAUCCUUUUUCGUUUACAGUGCAAAAAUCGUUGAAGUGGGAUUUGACCAGCAUAUAACGCAUUAGAACCGUGCUCUUUUUUUUUUUUUUGUACAUAGGAUUAGGAUUUCCCUCUUGGUUAUUUAAUUGAAGUAAGCAAGGCAAGAGCAAAUCAUCUGUGGUGCAAGUUGCAGUUGUGAGUUGUGCUGAUCGGAUGCUGUGAAAUUAUGCAAGAACUGAAAUCUCGGAUUUUGUCUUGAUUCUUUAAGCUCUGUGUGAGAAUAACAUUGAUCAGAAUCCAAUAAAAGCAGAGGAAGUAGAGAAUAAUAAGGGAUUGGUGUCAGAAUGCCAGAGGUCAGGAUCAUUGCAAAAAAUUUUAUGGACAUGGUCGCUUCUAUGCCUGCCAUGAAGCUGGAUAAACUCUAUGAAAAUGGGUUCAUCUGUGAAGCUAUUCUCAGGUCUCUACCACCUCUGGCCAAAAAAUAUGUCUUGCAAAUGCUUUACAUUGAUGCUCAGGUGACAGCUAAAUCAAUGGAGGAGUGGGUGCUCCCGGAUGGAACUUCAAAACAUAGAGUAGCAAUAGAUAGAUUGGUUCAACUGAGAGUUUUUAUUGAAACUGUUGAUAGGAAGAGUGAAAAGAAUUACAAACUCAAUGCAACAUUUCAGAGAAGUCUCCAGAAUCUCUUAAUAAAUGGUGGAACUUUGCCACGGGAACCAAUGCCUUCUAAUAUAACUGUGAGGCUCCCAACCUUAGAAGAUCUUGAGGCUUAUGCCCUAGAACAAUGGGAGUGUUUCUUGUUGCAACUUAUAAGCUCAAAUCAAGUUGAAAGGCCUUCAAACAUCAGCUCUUCUUUAAUGAAACUUUUCCAGCGGCAUCUUAUGAGACAAAGAGAUAAAGAAGCUCCCAGAUUAACUGAAAGUGGAUUUCAAUUUUUGCUUAUGGAUACAAAUGCACAGCUUUGGUACAUCAUCAGAGAAUAUAUAUCUAAUUCUGAGGCACGAGGUGUUGAUGCUGCUGAAUUGAUUUCUUUUUUGCUGGAGCUUAGUUUUCAUGUAAUAGGCGAGGCAUAUAAUAUAAACACACUGACUGAUUUCCAAAGGAACAUAAUCAAGGACCUUGCAGAUCUGGGAUUAGUCAAACUACAGCAGGGCAGGAAAGAAAGUUGGUUUAUACCUACUAAAUUGGCUACCAAUCUUUCAGUGAGCUUGGCUGAUUCAUCAUCUAGAAAGCAGGGCUUUGUGGUGGUAGAAACCAAUUUCCGAGUUUAUGCUUACUCAACUUCAAAAUUGCACUGUGAAAUAUUACGGCUUUUCUCAAGUGUAGAGUAUCAGCUUCCAAAUCUUAUUGUUGGAGCUAUUACAAAAGAAAGCUUGUAUAAUGCUUUUGAAAAUGGAAUUACUGCAGAGCAGAUAAUCAGUUUCCUUCAGCAGAAUGCUCAUCCAAGAGUUGCAGAGAGAAUACCAACUGUACCAGAAAAUGUCACCGAUCAGAUUAGGCUUUGGGAAUCUGAUCUGAACAGAGUUGAGAUGACUGAAGCAUAUUACUACGAUGAGUUCCCUUCAAGGGAUGUAUUUGAAGGUGCCUGUGACUGUGCCCGAGAAUGGAACGGUUUGUUGUGGGAAGAUUCAAAGAAGAUGCACAUGGUGGUCAAAAUGGAGGUGCAUCCUUAUGUCCGUGAUUAUUUACGCCGUCAAAAGUAAUGACCAAGAUCAUCCGAGGCUUUCGACAAGAUACAGAGGUAAAGAAGCAGAGGUUGAUGUAAAGAAUGGGAUACAGAUGGAAAAUGUAUAUUAUCUGGGACAAGAGGAAUGAGAUGACACCCCUGGGAAGGGAAAAAUUGACCAUAAGCCUUCCCCCCCCCCCCCCCCCCGGAAUGCGUUUGCUAAAUAUCAACGGUGGUGGUGGAAUAUUAGGUCAUUUUUAAGAUUGUACGAUAGCAUGAACUUCAUAUUGUGUUCCAUCGUUGUUUGAACAAAAUUACGUCUAAUUCAGUAGAUGUAUGCAACCAAAUUAUAUAUGCGUUGGCUUUUAUUUUUGUUUUU
Messenger RNA from Neltuma alba, 2207 nucleotides. RefSeq names its product general transcription and DNA repair factor IIH subunit TFB2. The coding region runs from base 510 to 1865 and encodes 451 amino acids. Gene Ontology annotation, molecular function: double-stranded DNA binding; ATPase activator activity. Gene Ontology annotation, biological process: nucleotide-excision repair. The record is from RefSeq and is a predicted model, not a curated record. NCBI's taxonomy places the organism in Eukaryota, Viridiplantae, Streptophyta, Magnoliopsida, Fabales, Fabaceae. Gene Ontology annotation, cellular component: transcription factor TFIIH core complex; transcription factor TFIIH holo complex. The transcript has 15 exons.